This is a messenger RNA of Paramecium pentaurelia, 165 nucleotides long. The record is from the annotation of a GenBank genome assembly. NCBI's taxonomy places the organism in Eukaryota, Ciliophora, Oligohymenophorea, Peniculida, Parameciidae.
AUGAAACAUUAGAUGGUGAACAUGAAUGAUGUGAUCUUUAAGAAAAUACUUAUUAUGUUUAAUCUUCUGAGAGAACAAGAUAAAUAGGGAUAGUAGAAAGAAUAUUAGAACAUUUUGUCAUAGAAAUUAACAGCAACAUAUUAAUACUUUGGUAACAGAUUCUGA